Drosophila rhopaloa is the source of this 3808-nucleotide messenger RNA. It is a transcript of the gene olf413, whose product is annotated as MOXD1 homolog 2. The transcript has 11 exons. Gene Ontology annotation, cellular component: secretory granule membrane. NCBI's taxonomy places the organism in Eukaryota, Metazoa, Arthropoda, Insecta, Diptera, Drosophilidae. The record is from RefSeq and is a predicted model, not a curated record. Gene Ontology annotation, biological process: norepinephrine biosynthetic process; dopamine catabolic process; octopamine biosynthetic process. Bases 1049 to 3340 code for a protein of 763 amino acids. Gene Ontology annotation, molecular function: copper ion binding; dopamine beta-monooxygenase activity.
UUGGAUUCAGUUACUUUCGAAUUUUCCCAGCGAGCGGUACACGGGGCGGAUGGUUCGCCCGAGACACAAGCAUUUGCAGCACGACACGACUAGGAAAACUCCCAAAAUAAAACACGAAAAGGCGAGACAGAACUGUGCGUGAAACAUUGUGCAGCGCGGCGAGUGCUUCUUCUGCCCAAAAUACCCAAGAAUAUGUAAAUAAAACGUUGUAAACGAAAAAACUCGGUUUCACUGUGCGGCAUUCAUAUGCAAAUCGGAUCGGUGCCGCGAACUAAGCAGCACAUAAUUUGCGAAUUAAAUCAAAACACACGUCGCUCCGUCUCGCUCUUUUGAGCCGGCUUCCUGGCAGCAACAACAAUUGCAGGACAUUAAGAGGACAGGACGCCUGGCUGAACGUUACGCGACGCGAACCGUUAACCGUUAACCGUCUACCGUUACGCUUCCGCUUUACGGCUUACGUUGCGCGCGGGUGUGUAAGAGUGUGUGAGUGGCGGGAUUUAACAAUUGGCAACGGGGCGGAUGAGCCACGCGAAGCCGCCCACGUAAUGUGUGCCGAAAUUUAAAUUUCACUCUACGAGCGCGCGGAUGACUGUGACUGUGUGUGUGUGCAAGCACAACCAUAACCAUAACCAUAAACGUAAACAAAAGGAUUAGACGUUACGUAGCCGGGAUUACGCCAGCAGUAGCGACAGACUUUUUCCGAUAGCUCCAGUUCCAGCCUCAGGUUGCAUCCGCCAGAUCGGGCCGUGCUUCAGCUUUGUUCAUCCGCAGCUUUGUUCGUGUGACAAGCGAAACUAAUGAGCAGCAAAUCGGAAACAGGAAGCAGCCACGAAAGUAAAAUUGCUUAAGUAAAUAAUCGUAACUGUGAUAACACCAAAGAAAGCAGAGCACCCGCUCCCGGAGCAGAGCAGAUCACAAGGUCCGAAACAGUUGCGUAAUUACGAGCCAUCGUCCAGUGAUUUUGCGCGCAAUAAAUGUCAACGUGGCAACAAGAAAAGUAAUCACAACUAUUUGCUAAACCCAAGCACCCAGCAAACCAGCGCACAAAAUGGCUCACCCAAGGAAAGCAGUUACGACGGCAGCAGCACUCGCUGCCACACCAGCAACACCCAGCGCGGCAGCAACAUUGCGGCAGAGCAGACGACCCUCGGCAACAGCAACAGCAACGCACUCAAGUUCAAGGCGGUCAUCGUUAAUCACAUGUUUUAUAUCCUGCCACACGUUCAGCUUGUUCUGGCUGCUCCUCCUUUUGGCCAGCGGAGCCCGGGCUGCCGGCAAGCUGGCCACUCGCAGCAACAAAACGUCGGGCUCGUCGGCAACAUCGGGAGCCGGAACAGCAGCAACUUCGGCGGCGGCGGCGGCAGCGACAGGAACACCCAUUUGGGAUCAUGCCAUCGAUUUGAAUGAGGAUUUUCGCAUACUAUGGCAAAUCAUUAAUCAGGAUAUAACAUUUGAAAUACAGGCACGUACCCUGGGCUACGUCGGCUUCGGAUUCUCGCCCGAUGGCAAUCUGGCUGGUGCCGAUAUGGCCAUCGGCUGGGUGGACAAGGGUCAAACCUAUUUUCAGGAUCGACACGUCACACGGAAUGGAGACCCCGAACCCGUGGUGGAUCCCUCGCAGGAUUAUAUGCUGAUGCUGGGCUACGAGAAUGCCACGCACACGGUCCUCCGCUUCCGACGCAAGCUGGACACAUGCGACCCCAGUCACGACAUCGCCAUAACGAACGACACGAUGCGCCUGCUGUACAUGUACCACGCCCAGGAUCCGCCGCACGGCUCGGUGCGCCCUGGCACCCUUCCGGAUCCGGCCCGCGCCUUCCGCCCCUACCGCCCCAUGGUCCUCAUGCAGCGCGCCCAGCUGCCGAUGCCCUCGCCCACGCACGACGAGCGCGUGCGAGUCCUCGAGCUGCGCAACGAGGAUGUGGAGCUGCCCGCCGGCGACCUGCCGCUCUUCUGGUGCAAGAUGUUCAAGCUGGAGGACAUCAAUCGCAAGCACCACCUGAUCCGGUACGAGCCGAUUUAUGAUUCAUCGUCCAGCGUGCACUACUUGCAGCACAUCACCCUGCACGAGUGCCAGGGAGCCCACGCGGAGCUCGAGGAGAUGGCACGCGAGCAGGGCCGCCAGUGCCUGGGCGCCCGAUCCAUCCCGCUGGCGUGCAACGCCAUCGUGGCCUCCUGGUCGCGCGGCAGCGAGGGAUUUACGUAUCCACAUGAGGCUGGCUACCCGAUCGAGUCGCGACAGGCGAAAUAUUAUUUAAUGGAGACCCAUUACAACAAUUUGAAGCCCGACUUUGCCCAAUUGCACGCCAGACAAAUGGCGGAUAAUUCGGGUUUGAAAAUCUACUUCACGCACGUCCUGCGACCCAACGAUGCUGGCAUACUGUCAAUCGGAAUGGACCCCAACUGGCGACACAUCAUCCCGCCGGGCCAGAAGCGGGUCGUAUCCGAGGGCCAGUGCAUCGAGGACUGCACCGGCUACGCCUUCCCCCAGCAGGGCAUCAACAUAUUCGCGGUGAUGAUGCGCACCCACCAGAUCGGCAAGGAGGUUAAGCUGCGCCAGAUUCGACAAACCGAGGAGCUGCCGCCAAUUGCACACGACAGCAAUAUAGAUGUUGCCUAUCAGGACUUUCGACGUUUGCCACAAUCGGUGCAUUCCAUGCCCGGGGAUAGACUCAUCGCCGAAUGCAUUUAUGACAGUUCGUCACGAAAGGCAAUUACCCUGGGUGGACUUACCAUGAAGGAAGAAAGCUGCACGGUGCUGACACUCUACUAUCCACGCCAGAAGAAGCUGACAACGUGUCACUCACUGCCGAGUCUGCCCACAGUGUUGCACUCGCUUGGCAUCGAGCAACUGGCAACCGACUCGAACCCCGUGCUUAUAUCAUCGCCACCCGAAUUGGCCGGGAUGACACUGGAGGCACGUCUGAUAUCCUACGACUGGGAAAAUCAAUUUGGCGAAUUCCAGGAGGCCACACGCAAGGGCAGCUUCAAGCCCAUCUGCUGGGGAGCCAAGAAUCAUGUGGUGCCGGGCUCCGAGUUCCUCGAGGGCUACAGCAUAAAUGUGACCAAGACCUACAAGAAGCACCGCCGGUGCAAGCCAAAGCGCCCCUUGGCCCCGCCCACCGAGCGAACCGCUCCGCCGCCCGCCUCUGACCUCAGCGAGCUGCCGGUGCUCCACGAGCUGGACAACAACAACAUCAUCGAGGGAGCGGCGCGGAGCAGUCGCAGCUCGGCGACCGACGUCCACGGGCUGAGCCGCGGGAGCGGGCGCCAGUUCAUCAGCUGCCUGCUCUGGCUGGGCGCCUCGUCCUGGUGGCUCCUCCUGAUGCUCAGGACGUGAGGGAAUUGAAGUGGACCCGGCGGCAGACAGCGCCACCAGAAGCAGCAGCAGCAGCGGCAACAGCAGCAGCGGGAAACACAGGCACCACCGUCUCAAUACUCUUAACUAACCAUACAGCUACAGAACAGAUGGAAAAUCAGUGAAAAACAAAAAUAGAGUACUGAAAUAGCGAACGCAACUCAACUACAGCUCUCUAACUACAAAUGACAUCUCUUAAUCCUACUACAGAUACAAAUAGAAGCAGAAUGAAAAUGCGCAAAAGAGGACAGCAUGAAAAAUUCAUAAUAAGCUAGCGUAUAACAGCUUUCCCCGUCGCCGUCCCCUCCCCCUCCCCCACCAUCGUACACCUGCUGGUCCCUAACGCCCAUUUAUUUAAGCUCCUCCCUCCACAGUUUUGUUGAUUUUGUUCUAGAGUUUUAGUAAAUUAUUAAUGAUUUUUUUAAGUAGUCUAAGCUGAAAAAAAAUACA